Molecule: messenger RNA, 2013 nt
Organism: Lucilia cuprina (Australian sheep blowfly)
Lineage: Eukaryota; Metazoa; Arthropoda; Insecta; Diptera; Calliphoridae
Gene: ECSIT
Product: evolutionarily conserved signaling intermediate in Toll pathway, mitochondrial
Exons: 2
Coding region: 173-1465 (430 amino acids)
Cellular component (GO): mitochondrion
Source: RefSeq, a predicted model, not a curated record
UACAUAAACGUUUUGAGAUUUUUCUAUCGCUUAACCAAGGUCUGGCAACUCUUAAUAGGCAAAAAGCGGCUAUCAGCCGUCUUCUAAAAAAACUGUUUUGCAACAACUUUUUUUUGGAAACCAGUACAUUAUUUUGAUUUUCCAAUUUAAAUUGAAUUAAAUAUCUUGCAAAAUGUUGAGACAGUUAAAAUUUAUACUACAACGUUAUCCACAUCGAAUGGCAGCGAUGACAGUGCCAAGUGGAACGCAACAAAUAGUUGAACGAACUAAUUGGAAAACCUACUGUACGGAUAACAAAAAAUCUUCCAAAUUGAAUGAAGAAACUCGUGAAGCGAAUGAUGAUAAAAAUGAACAACAACAACAAACGAAAAGAACACCUCCAAGAACAUUUGUUCCAGCAGUUAGAAAUCCAUUUGCAUCAGCUUCAGAGAAAACGAAAGAUGUUUAUUUAAGCAUGGUCAGUAUAUUCACCGAACGUGAUGUACAUCGACGCAAUCAUGUCGAAUUCAUAUACGCCGCUAUGAAACAUAUGUCCGAAUUUGGCGUAGAACACGAUUUGGAAGUAUACAAGGCCUUGAUUAAUGUCAUGCCCAAAGGAAAAAUGAUACCGAAAAAUUUGUUCCAAGCUGAAUUCCAGCAUUAUCCCAAACAACAGCAGUGCAUAAUAGACUUACUCGAACAGAUGGAAGAUUUGGGUGUUAUGCCCGAUUAUGAAAUGGAAGCCAUGUUAUUAAAUAUUUUCGGUCGUCAAGGCCAUCCGUUGCGCAAGUACUGGCGCAUGAUGUAUUGGAUGCCAAAAUUUAAGAAUGCCUCACCAUGGCCUCUUCCCAAUCCAGUCCCAGAUGACACCCUGACAAUUGCCAAAUUGGCCGUGGAACGUAUGUGUACUGUGGAUAGUCGUUCACAGAUUUCUGUAUACGAUACGAAAGAUGUUAAAGAUGCUUUAGAUCAAACGUGGAUUGUCAGUGGUAUGAGUUGUGAUCAAGCUCAACUCUUAAAAGAUCAUCCCCGCAAUAAGGCUUUAUAUAUAGAGGGUCCGUUCUUAAUUUGGCUAAGAAAUCGAUCUAUACAUUAUUUUACCUUACGAGCCGAUCCCGAUAUGGAGUUUUUGAAAAGUCUAAACAACCAGGAAGUAGAUGAAGAUGAUGUUACACGUCUAAAUGUACCAUUGUUUGGAAGACCAACCACCAAAAAACAAUAUCAAGUUGGCAAAGUUCGUUCAGUACAUCAACAAGAUGAUGGCACAAUUUUUGCCAUAUGUGCAACUGGAACAUCAACCAAAGAUUCCCUUCUAUCCUGGGUACGUUUAUUAGAAGUUAACGGCAAUCCAUCUUUAGGUGAAAUACCCAUACUAUUUCGUUUUCAUUCGAAAGUUGGAGAAAAAGCCAUACAAAUUGAAGGCCAAACGGAGGGAAUCAAUGUACCGAGUAAAGAUAACAACACAACUGAGGACUUAACGAGAUAGCAAACUGUUUUAAAGCGUUAAAUGUUAAUAGAAAAACACUGUUAAAAAUUAAAUAUUUUAAUAGUUAAAUACUAUUAUGAAAUUUUGUUUAUUUUUUUAAUGUUUUAUUUAAAUUAUAAUUAAUUUAUUUUUAUUCUUUUUUUGAACACAAAAAAUUAAAGAGAGCAUUGUGUAAAUAUAUGGGAUAAAAUUCAAAUAUUGUAGAGUCAUAUACGUAAAUGUAAUUCUAUCCUUUUAUAUGCAUACAAUUAAUUAUUGUUAAAUAUUAAUUUUGAUAACAAAAAAGAAUAUGCUUUUAGGAGAAAUACUUAUUUCAUUUAAGUACAUUUUUUAUUUCAUUAAUAGAAAACGAUGACAAAUUAAAUUAUUAUUUUGAAUAUAUGUUUGGAUUCUAUUUUGAACUAAAAUUUCUCAAACGAAACAAAAAAUUCAUUUAAAAUACAUGCUAGGCUAGUCUCUUACAAUGAAAGAAUGAUAUGAUGAUAAACAUAAAAUAUAUACAUAUAUGUUAUUAUGUAUUUAAAUAAAAAAUAUUCUAUUCAAUUUAA